Messenger RNA from Naegleria gruberi, 1141 nucleotides. RefSeq names its product homeodomain-containing protein. Gene Ontology annotation, molecular function: DNA binding. The record is from RefSeq and is a predicted model, not a curated record. Lineage: Eukaryota; Heterolobosea; Eutetramitea; Acrasida; Naegleriidae. The transcript has a single exon. Gene Ontology annotation, biological process: regulation of DNA-templated transcription. The coding region runs from base 1 to 1128 and encodes 375 amino acids.
AUGCCACAAAACCUCAUCCCUUUCAAUCAACUGCCAACCCUGUCAACCAACAACGAGGCAAUCACAACUCGUUUACCUCCAAUUCAAACGUUGACACAAUAUUGUUGUCCUCCAAAACCUGUACCAUUCGUUCCAUUGUUUCCACCUUCACAUUCGAAUAAUUCCCAAGCUAUUACUCAUGUAUCGAGAAACAUUUCUCCUCCUAUUAAAACGUCAUUUGUUUUUCAUCAAGUCAAUCCAACCAAUUUGUUUCCUUCCUCAACAACUCCAGUUCCUACCUUUCAACCUUCAAAAUAUAAUGCAAUGUAUGAGAAUCCACCAAAUCAAAAGAAAACAACUCAAUCAUGCAUUCCUAAUCAUUUGACAUUUGUAAAUAUGGACUUGUCAACCAACAAGAAAUUAAAACCAACAUCUGUUGGUUGUUCUGCUUCUAUUGAGAAUACUUUUCAAGUUUCAAAUGUUGGUUCUUCAUCUUGUGAUUUUAGAACGCCAUUAAUUGUAAAUAAUUCAAGAGUACAAAGCAAUUCUAUUUCGAAUACAUCCACUUCUACUGUUCAUACUAUUCAAGCACCACUGAUCGAUACUUCUAUUAGGAGAAAGAACAAGAAACAAGCCCAAGAAUCCUCCUCAAACUCAGCCAUUGUUAUGGAAAACCCACAAGAAGAAGAAGAAGCCAAUCCAUUUCGAACAACCUCCAAUAGAAACCUCCCUAAACAAGCUGUUUCCAUAAUGAAAGAAUGGUUAUUUUCCCACAAAGAAAAUCCAUAUCCAACAGAAGAGGAAAAGAUACAAAUUCAAAAUCAAACUGGUCUAAGUCAAAAACGAAUCAACUAUUGGUUUAUCAAUGCUAGAAGAAGGUUGUUACCGAACAGUGAGAAUAAGAAGAGACCAACCUCCAAUAAUUUCCCAGACACAAAACGUCUCAGAAAGAAUUCAAUUGCCAGUUCCUCAUCGAAUGCAUCAAUGUUCUCCAGCUAUACAACUGUUUCCUCUUCUGCUUCAUCAUCAACUGUAGUAUCGUCGAGUGAAGAGGAUAGUCUAUCACAAUCAAGUGAUGAACGGGUGAAAGUUGUCGAUUCUUGGGUUGUUGAUUGUCUAUUGACACUAAGAGAAGAAAAUAAACCUUAAUAUUAUUUAUUAU